AUGGCUACUCAGGGAUUGCGGACGAUAAUAGUCCUAUCGUUUAUCCUGGCUAUUGGUUUCCUCCUAGUCAUUCUAUCAGCAGCUAUAUGGCAACAAUACCUGCCACUUCUAGUCGUUGCGACAUAUGUUCUUGCGCCGUUGCCGAACUGGAUAUGCAGCCACUGCGGGAAUCCGGAUGAUUUCAUUGAGAGUUCCGGCAAUGCGAUUGUCGACUUUGGCCGGUUCUUGACGGGUUUCUUGGUUCUUAUGGGUAUAGCACUCCCCACAGUUUUAGCUCACUGUGGCUAUAUCGGAUACCCUGCUAUGGUCAUGUCAAUCCUUGGAGGUCUUUUGAUCUACGGCACAAUCAUCAGUUUCAGUACAUUUUUCCAGGAGCAGGAGGAGUUUUAG
Messenger RNA from Talaromyces marneffei, 390 nucleotides. RefSeq lists its product as uncharacterized. The transcript has 3 exons. The record is from RefSeq and is a predicted model, not a curated record. NCBI's taxonomy places the organism in Eukaryota, Fungi, Ascomycota, Eurotiomycetes, Eurotiales, Trichocomaceae. Bases 1 to 390 code for a protein of 129 amino acids. Gene Ontology annotation, biological process: late endosome to vacuole transport via multivesicular body sorting pathway. Gene Ontology annotation, cellular component: Vps55/Vps68 complex; endosome.